This is a messenger RNA of Ictalurus punctatus (channel catfish), 4428 nucleotides long. RefSeq names its product S100 calcium binding protein W (gene s100w). The record is from RefSeq and is a predicted model, not a curated record. The transcript has 3 exons. Bases 315 to 608 code for a protein of 97 amino acids. Gene Ontology annotation, molecular function: calcium ion binding. Lineage: Eukaryota; Metazoa; Chordata; Actinopteri; Siluriformes; Ictaluridae.
CCCCAAACUGUUGCCACAUAGGUGGAAGCACAGAACUGUAGGAUGUCUUUGUAUUGCAUGAGUCUUUGGUAGUGUUAAAUUAUGUCUUCUUUUUGAGUGUGAAAAUGUGCUUUAUAAAUUGAAAAAGUUGUCGCCUUCUUCUUCUGGCAGGGUGGAAAGUCUGGGUGUGGAAAGGGUAGAAGCAGACUAUGUAUUUACCAGUAAUGAAUAACAUCUUAUAGUGCUGCUAGAGGCAUUCAUUACCACUCUCCAGUGACUCUUCAUUUGAGACACCAGAAUCUGUGAACACUCACUUGAGCACAUUUAUCUGAGCAAUGUCUAAGCUGGAGAAGGCCAUUGUUGCUAUACUGGAGAUGUUUGAGGAGUACGCUGGAACAGACAGUGAUAAUCAACUGAGCAAUGAAGAGCUCAGUGCUCGGAUAAUGUGCCAACUGAGGAGCCCUGAGUUCCAGAGUAAAGUAGACCAAGAGGAUAUCUAUGAAGCCCUGCAAAAAAUGGACAAGAGCCACAAUGGCCAGGUGAACUUUAAAGAAUUUAGUCAAUCGGUGGCCAUUCUUGCACAAGGCUUUGUCAAGUAUGGCAAGGGCAAGGGCAAAGUUCAUCAGUGAAAUCCCUCAUAUACUUUUCUUAAUACAUCACUCCAUCUUUAUAAAAUGAAAAGAACACUGUUUGAUUGGUGCACUAUCAUUGAGGUUUGGGCAAGCUCUUUAGGUUUUGUAUUUCAUACUUAUGUAAUACAUUCAGUAUGGAUUUAUUUAUUAUAUAUAUUUAUCAUACUUUUAUGUGACACGUGUACUGCAAACAAUAAAAUAUUCAUUUAUGCAUGGAUAUAGAUACAUAGUGACAGAAAAACAGACUUUAAUUUCUGUAAAUGUACAUAAAUUAAAUGCUGUUUUUCAUAUUAUUGACUGUUGCUUCUUAAAAUAAUUAAUUUACUGUUAAUGAAUUAAGACACCACCCACACCACUGAAAUUUUUUAGAAAUGUUAUGUUUGUCGUUUGUUUGUUAUUUCUUUAUAAAAUUUCUGACUGUGACACCUAGUCUUUAAAGGAGUUUAAUGGGCCUGUUUUCUUGAACAGACACACACAUUGCCUGACACGUUGACUGAUAUGAUGCAUUAAAACAAACUCGGUUUAGAAAAAGGAUUUUGAGAAACUUUUAGAAAAAGAGAAAUGCAACUUCACUCUGGAAUUGCAAUUCACUUUAUAUACUAAAAGAUACAUUUAUUGUGUGUACUUUGUACUUUGUGGUUUCUGCUUUCUUUUUUUCUGCAUCAUCAAGUUUGUGGGAUCUCCACUUACUGUAGCACAAUAGCUUUAAUGCUCAAAGGCUCCAGCCUAGCAAAUUGCAAGGGAGAUUGACUUCCUGGUGACAACCGCCUUGCCCUGUUUGUCACUAUACAAACAUUACCAUUCCAUACUAGCCGUGUCAUUAUUUUUUAUUAUUUACCUGACUUUAUUAUUUGUUCAGCUUAUUAUGAAGCAAUCGAGUUGCUUAUGGUUGCAUCCUAUGCUAUAGGACUACACUAUAAUUUAGACUAACUACAACUUGUUCAUGUACUGUAUACCAAUAGCUGUUUUGUUUUUUUUCUUUCUAUUUUAAAGAAACAAUAUUGCUGGGAAUAUUGUUAUGCACACUAUUUAAGCAGAUUUAAGGUUGGUUUAGUUGCUUGCAGCUGGAUAAACAGUUUGGAUUUAAAUAUAUUAAAGAUAGGAAUUUUUACAGGGAAAAACCCCCAUAAUCAUUAAGGUGAUGCAGGCCCACACUGCAAUUUGGUUGACCACCAAAAUUCACCAAUGGCUCCCAUGCCUAAAUAUGUGCCACAAUUAUUUUUGACAGGCUGGAUAACAAAUCUGGAUAUCAAAAGACAUGGAGAACACAGAGAUUGGGUAAAAAGAACAUGGCAUUAUACAAGGCAUUAUAGUUUUGAUUAUUCAAUUCAAUUCUCAAAAUAUUUUGAACAAAGUUAAUAAAGAAAAAUUAUGACUGAAAAGACUCCCUUCUUAUUUCAGAAUCAUAAACUAUACAAAACUGUGCAUUCUUGUGUCUAUAAAAUAUAACAAAUGUAAAAAAUUCUAUGAACCAAGGUUUAAUACUGUAAACAAUAUUGUCACAAUUUUGCAUUGUGAUGCAUCAUUACACUCCUACUAGCUAGCUAUCAUUAGACAACUAGUUCCCUCUGUAGGUUAUGCGCUGUUUAUGAUACCACAGAAUGAGUAAGUUACACAGCUGCAGGUCAGUAAUGCACAAAAUUAUUGGGUGUUACAGAGCUCUGUAGCAAUAUACAGUGGGGGAAAUAAGUAUUGGACACGUCAACAUUUUGUAUCAGUAAAUAUAUUUCCAAUGAGGCUAUCCACAUGAUAUUUUCACCAGACAUCAGUAUUAACUCAAGAAAUCCGCAAAUAUAAAGAAUUCACGACAUAAAAGUCAACACUAAUAAAGUUAUGUGUAAUAAAGUGGAAUGACACAGGAAAAAAUUAUUGAACACGCUAACUGAAAUGUAUUUAAUACUUAGUGGAGAAGCCUUUGUUUGUAAUGACAGCUUCAAGACAUUUCCUGUAUGAAGAAAUUAGUGGGCCGCAGUAUUCAGGUGUGAUUUUGGCCCAUUCUUCUAAACAUAUUUUCUUUAAAUCUUGUGUAAUUGGAUUCAAGUCAAGUGAUUGACUGGGCCAUUCUAACGCCUUGAUUUUUUAUCAGAAACCAUGUGAAUAACCUCAUUGGAAAAAUAUUUACUGAAAAAAAUGUUGACGAGUCCAAUACUUAUUUCCCCCACUGUAUAAAAAAUACACACACCAUGGCAGAAAAUAUGAGAGGAGGCUAUCGCCAGGUUUUACAGACAGGAUACCCGUGACUGUGACCCAAGUCACACAAGCUGCUAUGUAGAUAGCUUCUUAUGGCAUAUGGACAGUGAUGCUUGAAAGUUAGUUAACCCUUUAUAAUUUUCAAUAUAUCUGCAUAAAUAUGACCUGAAACAACAUCAGAUUUUCACAAAAGUCCUCAAUGAAGACCAAGAGAACCCUAUUAAACAAAUGAGACAAAAACAUUAUUUCUUAGUCAUUUAUAUACUGGGCCAGGACGACUUGCCUUCCUGGAAAUAUGCAUCUUUUAGAUCUAUUGUCACAAACCAGUCCUCAAACUGAAUCUGUGGAACGAUAAGUUUGAGUGUCAACAUUUUGAACCUGUAUGUCCGAAGAGUAUGGUUCAGAUGGCGUAGAUCUAAAAUUGGCCACAUACUCCCAUCUUUUUUGCGGACCAGGAAAUAACAGCAGUAAAUACCUCCCUCCCUCAGAGAAAGGGGUACAUGUUCUAUGGCCCCUUUGUCCAAGUAGCCUGUGCUGACUACUGUGGUGAUCACCCCCCUGAACUGGGGGGUCAAGCUCUGAACUGGACCUGGCUCUCCAUUUUUAGUGCAAUGACUCCCCCCUCUGGCUCCUCAGAGUCAGAGAGGGUGGGUUGACGCUCCAUACUGGAAGGAGGAGUCAUGACACGAGCUCAAAAACCUGGCAGAGAGUUGAACCCAAAAAACAGAGCAGGAGAUAAAGCAACACUCGAUUCCGGCUCCUACUCCAGAUCCAAAUGGGAUCCCCAGGUCCUGAGGCGACUGGUUGCCUCAGCAGCGGCCGGCCCAGAUCCGUGAGGCUUCAAAACCCAACUCCCUUUGGCUGAGAAGAGAGAGAGCCACAAGUGGAACGGCCUGAUUAUAGGGUUAGACAUACUCUAUUUGGAGCUAUUUCUAUGUUUUUUUCCUGUGCCCAUGUUAACAGGUUAGCGCAUUCACACUACACACGGAUGCGGCGUGGCGUGGCAUGGCCAGUGCGUUGCAGGAACGGUGCGGUGCAGCAGCGGACCGAUAGUUUCCGCAGCGAGUCUAUGUCUGCUGUGCUUCACACACUGAAUUAAAGUGAUAGCGCAUAGUUCUUGGUCAAAAUGAACAAGGACUGACACGAAAAUGCAGUAAUUUCAACAUGAAUGCAUAUAAUUGAAGUAUACCACUGUUUUUCACAGUCAUCUUAUUAGUUUAAGCCCAGGGUAAAGCAAAGAAAACCAAAACGCUUACAAGAAUAAAGCAAAAAUCACUAAUGUGGAAAGAAUUAUAUCUAAAGUAUAUUUUGAAAAUGUGGAAUACACUACAUAGCUUGUUAUAUUGUGUGUGGGCGAGGGGGGAGACAUUCGCAUCUCAGCACGUGACAGGCUGGUUAUCGGAGAAAGUUGUGUAUGACCCGCAGGAUUUCUUGAUAUUCAGAUAUUUACUGUGUUUAAACUUGAUUGUAUUACUGCACUGUGUUGCUCUAAACUUCAUUCAAAGUCCUGUCACCUUCCACCUUCAUGUCCUGCUCUGAAUGUGUUCCGCUGCAGAUCAGUAAACAGAGAGACAGACUCUCCCCGACUCAUACUUUUCUUUUUUUUCAAAGGGACAGAAAAGUAAAG